GAAAAAGUAAUAGUAAAUAAACAAAUAAAACAAGAUUUGCACGGAUAUAGCUGUUAAAAUUGUUAGUCCUAAGAUGGUUCCCUUGAUAAAAAAAAGACAACCAUGAAAAUGGCAGAUGCAAGAAAGAAGCACGAACUACUUCCCAAGAUAAGUCAGAUUUGUUAACAAAGAGUUACGGCAGGGAGGAUAUAAAGGACAUCUUCAAGGUACAGACAGAAGAAGAAACUUCCCAAAGUAAAUCGAAAUACCAAGAGUCAGAGCAGCGAGGAUAUAACCAACAUCUCCAAGGAGGAGAAGGACUUGAAGUUGAUUUUUGUUUCAAGCAGGAAAUGGGAUUUACAAGCAACGUAGGAAAGUACCAGCUUGGUCGGACAAUUGGAGAGGGAACUUUUGCCAAGGUUAAGCUAGCAGUAGACACCAUAAGUGGCCAAUGUGUAGCAAUCAAGAUCAUUGAUAAAUGCAUGGUCAUGGAAAAUAAUCUUAACCAUCAGGUCCAAAGAGAGAUCAGAACAAUGAAGCUCCUGGACCAUCCCAAUAUUGUAAAGAUACACGAGGUGAUUGCCACGAAGACCAAAAUUUACAUAGUCAUGGAAUAUGUAUCAGGAGGACAACUUUCAGACAAGUUGUGUUAUGCCAAGAAGCUGAAUGAAACAGAUGCCAGACAAAUUUUCCAGCAAUUGAUUGAUGCAGUUGAUUAUUGCCACAACAAAGGGGUUUAUCAUAGAGAUUUAAAGCCAGAAAAUUUGCUUAUAGACAGCAAAGGAAAGCUUAAAGUGUCUGAUUUUGGACUAAGCACACUCCGGAAGCCAGGAGAGAUGCUACGUACAGCUUGUGGUUCACCCUGCUAUGUAGCACCUGAGCUGAUUGAGAAUAAGGGCCAUGAUGGAGCACCUGCAGAUGUUUGGUCUUGCGGAGUAAUUCUUUUUGAACUACUUGCUGGUUAUUUACCAUUUGAUGAUCAUAAUCUUGUUGUCUUAUAUAGAAAGAUAUCCAGAGCAGAUCACACAUGGCCACCAUGGUUCACUAAAGACCAGAAGAAGUUAAUCUCUAGAAUAUUUGAUCCAAAUCCUAAAACGCGAAUCACAAUACCAGAGAUCAUCGAAGAUGAAUGGUUCCAAAAGGACUAUGUUCCUUCUUUUGGGUAUGAAUGCAAUGACAAAAUAUGCUUGGAUGAUCUCAGUGCUGCUUUUGAUUCACUUGAGGAGCAUGGCACAGAUAAAAACAUGCCCAAGUCUCCUACUUUCAUAAAUGCUUUCCAGUUGAUAGCAAUGUCUCACGACCUUGACUUAUCAGGUCUCUUUGAAGAACAGGAUGACAAGCAGAGAACAAGGCUUGGAUCCAAAAAUACAGCGCAUGAAACUAUCAAGAAAAUUGAAGCUGCAGCAACAAAUGCCAGUCUAUCGGUUGAAAAGAUGAAUAACUUCAAGAUGAAAAUUCACCAAAAACAGAGAAUGUUCAGAAGUUCUAGAAACUAUUGCAACCUAUCUGCAGAGGUAAUUGAGGUUACUCCAACGAAUUGCGUUGUAGAAAUAUCAAAGUCUGCAGGAGAGCUAAUGGUUUACAAAGAGUUCUGCAAAAGCUUAUCAAGUCUACUGAAAGAGGAAUAAAAGUAUCCUCACAAGUGCCAGAAUCUAAGCUAGUUUAGUCAACAUGAACAACAACAACAUGCACGAAAAAUGCAUGGUAAUGUCAAACCUUACUUUCACAUAGAACAGACAGUAACUGCGCUAGCACUACUAUAUUUCACUUGUGCAACUCGGAAGAAACAACCAACAAAGAAGGUAAGGACCUAAUGGGCUGUUCUUCAUUUUGAUUAUCACCUUGUCGCAACUUUUUUUCCUACCAAGAUUCCUGUCAGAUAUUUAGGAAAUAAAAUGGCAUGUUAUAAUCUACAUUAAACAUGCAAAUGAGGGAACAAAUAAGAAUUGCUUAUAACUAGCCUCAAAUUCAAAAUUACCCAGUGACUU
Messenger RNA from Carica papaya (papaya), 1967 nucleotides. RefSeq names its product CBL-interacting protein kinase 21 (gene CIPK21). The record is from RefSeq and is a predicted model, not a curated record. NCBI's taxonomy places the organism in Eukaryota, Viridiplantae, Streptophyta, Magnoliopsida, Brassicales, Caricaceae. Gene Ontology annotation, biological process: signal transduction; protein phosphorylation. Gene Ontology annotation, molecular function: protein serine/threonine kinase activity; ATP binding.